GGAAGCCCAGCGGGCGGGCCCGGAAGCGGAGGCUCGCUGGUGGCUCGAGCUGGCGGGCCCCUCCGAGCCACUUCCGGCAGUGCCAGACAUGGCAGCAGGCCGAGACCGCGGGGACUUGGCUGCCCGGCAGCUUGUGUUCCUACUUCCAGAAUAUUUAAAAGAUGCCUCAGAGAAGAUGAAGAGUGGCCUCCUGUUUGUCAAAUUGGCCAGCCCGCGCUCAGGGGAAGGAGCCAUUUACUUACUGGAUAUGUGUCUACAUCAGCUGUUUGAAAUCAAAAUUUUCAAGGAAAAGCACCGUUCUUGGUUUAUAAAUCAGUCAGUUCAAUCAGGGGGGCUUCUCCACUUUGCGACCCCCAUGGAUCCUCUGUUUCUGCUCCUUCACUACCUCAUAAAGGCUGGCAAAGAGGGAAAGUAUCAGCCCUUGGAUCAGGUCGUAGUGGAUGGCAUGUUUCCAGAUUGUGUCUUGUUGCUGAGAUUUCCUGAGCUUGAGAAGUCACUUCGUCAUGUGACAGAAGAGAAAGAAGUAAACAGCAAGAAGUACUACAAGUAUAGCGCAGAGAAGACCCUGAAGUGGCUGGUGAAAAAGGUCAACCAAACUGUGGUGGCAUUGAAAGCCAAUAACAUCAAUGUUGGAGCCCGGGUACAGUCAUCUGCAUAUUUCUCUGGUGAUCGGAUUUCCAGGGACAAGGAAGAGGACUAUGUUCGCUAUGCCCAUGGUCUGAUCUCUGAUUACAUCCCUAAAGAAUUAAGUGAUGACUUAUCUAAGUCCUUGAAGCUUCCAGAACCUCCAACUUCAGUUCCAAACCCUCCAUCAAAGGUUAAGUUUCUGACCACUGCAGAGUGUUCGCCACCUGAUGCAUCUCAGCCCUGCCAGACCACACUCGCCAAGUUCCCAUCCUCACCCACACUGGGAGUCCGAGCUGUGUCCCAGCCUUGCUGGCUGACUCGUAGCAUCGCUGUCUCGGAGGAGCAAUCUGGGAGUUGGAGGCCAGGAGAAAAGGAGCUGCCUGCUAACACUCCUUCUGCUCCUGAGCCAGAAAUCAUCCAAAGGGGCAACACAGAGGAAGAAAUCUUUCCCCCUCCACCCUAUAUUCUUUCCCCUGGUGGUGCAACAGCUCCACCCGCCCAACCACUCACCCAGCCUGCCCCUCUUCCGCUGGUCCCAGUAAGAGAGGGACCAGUUCAUGGGACUCAUAGCCGUAGGGGAGAUUACCCUGAUUCUAGCACAGAAAUCCUUCGAGCAGCAGGGGCCCCAGAUAAGGAUAGGAAUCAACCAAAUCGUGACUGGCCCUUCACCGUUAGUGACUUCUAUCUUUGGAAAGCCCUAUGUCCACCUCUCUUGGAAAAUCCUAGUAAACUGAUUGGUCUCCUUGAAAGUUUUCUUGUAAAUCAUCAACCCACGUGGGAUGACUGCCAACAGCUAUUAAAAAUUUUUCUGACUGCAGAGGAGAGGGACCUGGUACUGAUGGAGGCCCGGAAAUUGGUUCCCAGCCCCACAGGAAGGCCACAAAACUUGAGCCACUUAGAGAUGCAGCCUUUCCCCUAAUUCGUCCUGAGUGGGAUUAUAAUACAUAUGAAGGGAAGAGGAACCUCUUGGUCUACCGUCAGGUUCUGUUGGCUGGUCUCAGAGCAGCCACCCACACUAAUAGGAGUAAAAUCCAUGCUGUAAUACAGAGAGCAGAUGAGAGGCCAGCAGCAUUCAUGGAGCGCCUCGAGGAGACCGUUAGGAGGUAUACGCUCUACGAUCCCCACUCCCAGGACAUUGAAGUCACUUCCAUGAUGAUGAUGGCUUUUGUUUUUCAGUCAGCUCCAGACAUUAGGGAAAAAUUGCUAAGCCUAGACGACCUUAGAGAAAAGAAUGUCUGGGAUUUAGUGCUAGUGGCAGAAAAGUUCUAUGACAAUAGGGUUAGUGCGGAGGAAAGACAGAAAGAGCAGUGCAAGAUCCGACAGCCUGCUAGAGUAUGCGCUGCCACAGAGGAGUCGGAGGAGCGUGGGAGCCUCUCACGACGCCUGGCUGCUGGAGAGGAAGACAGGAAACCAAAAGGUAAUAAAGGAAGGCGAAGGGCACUGGGUUAAAGCAUGCCCUCUAAAGGCAGCAAGGAGAAGUACCAAAGUUUGGAAACAGCGAGACAUGGACAGCGAUUAGGGGAGAUGGGGUUCGGAUCCCCCUUCCCGAGCCCAGGGGAACCCCAAGAGUGGAGGGGAAACCAGUUGACUUUCUGGUGGACAGAAGAACCCAGAACUCAGUGUUACUGAGGGCUGAUGGACCCAUAACAGACAAAAAGACUUGGAUCCAGGAUGCUACUGGUGCCGGACUUUAUUCAUGAACUACUCAAAGAAUGGUAGACUUGGAACCUGGUGAUCCCAGAGUGCCCGUACCCCUUAUAGGCCUGUGAUUAACUGACCAAAAUGAAAGCCCAGAUACAUUUCUCUGAUGAAGGAGCUAAAUUGCCUAAUGAAGAUGGAAAGGCCAUGUGCAUAUCUGGUGACAAGUAGUGAGGCGGAAGAGUAGAGGCUACAUAUGGUAGCCACGGAGCCUUACCCCCAACUAGAGAAAUGGCUUCAGAAGUUCCAUCCGCAUGGGCCCAGACGGGGAAUGGGCUGGCUAAGCAUUGCCUCCCUGUAUAUGUAGAAACCAAACCAGGAGCAAACCCAGUCAAGGUCUGCCAGUACCCUUUGCCUCUUGAGGCCAAUAAGGGCAUAACACCCCACAUCAGGAGGUUGCUGGACUUGGGGGUCCUCAGGCCGGUGCAGUCGGCCUGGAAAACACCCUGCUGCCUGUCAAGAAGCCUCACACUAAUGAUUACAGAAUGAUCCAGGACUUGUGGGAGGUCAACAAGAGGGUGAUUGACAUACACCCCACAGUGCCUAACCCAUACAACUUACUCAUUGCCCCCAGACCAGCAAUAGUAUACUGUCGUGGACCUAAGAGAUGCCUUUUUUAGUCUAUCCUUGGCCCCCCAGAGCCAACAGUACUCUGCCUUCGAAUGACAUGACCCAGAGAUUGUGUCAUUGGCCAGCUGACAUGGACGAGACACAACAGGGAUCAAAAGAAUCUUCGCUGAAGCUCUACAGAGGGACCUGUGUGAGCACCGGGCACAGAAUGCAGAUAUCAAAUUGUUGCAGUAUGUUGGUGACCUAUUAUUGCAGCCAUAGAUCAAGAGACCUGCCUAAUUGGGACUGAGCGACUAUUACGAACUCUGGGAGACCUAGGGUACCAUGCCUUGGCCAGGAAAGCCCAAAUCUGCAUGCCGCAGGUAACGUGCCUGUGGUACAUCUUAAAGGAAGAACAGCAAUGGCUUUCAGACACACGGAAAGAGACAAUGCUUAAGAUCCCUAUGCCUACUACUGCCAGGCAAGUGAGAGAGUUCUUUAGCUCUGCAAGUCUCUGUGACCCAUGGAUCCCAGGCUUUGCAGAACUGGCUAAACCCUUUGUGAAGCCACCAAGAAGGGCUGGGAUUUCACUUGGACCAAGGACCACCAAUUGGCCUUCGACAAACUCAAAGAAAGCCUACUCUUGCCAUCAGCACUGGGUCUGUCAGAUGUGACUAAACCAUUUCAUCUGUAUGUAGAUGAAAGCAGAGGAAUAGCCAAGGGAGUCUUGACCCAAACACUGGGCUCCUGGCAACAGCCUGUAGCUUACCUGUCCAAGAAGUUAAACCCUGUGGCGGCUGGAUGGCCACCCUGCCUCCAUAUAAUAGCAACUGUGGUCCAGCUAGUCAAGGACAUUUGACAAACUGAUCUUGGGACAAAACCUCACCAUAACCACCCCCGCCACCCGAUCGAUGGCUGGGCGAUGACAGAAUGACUCAUUAUCAAACUCUUGCUAAACCCCUCCAGAAUAACUUGCCAGGUACCCUCAGCUCUGGAUUCCGAGCUGGAAGCACCACUGCACUACCAUUCCUGGCCCAAGCACACAGCAUUAGGUCAGACCUACAAGACACUUAAUGUACAAGACUGCAUGCAGCAGCUUCAUGCAGGAUGGCCUAAGGUAUGCGAGGACAGCAGUCACCACUGCAGAGUAGGCAAUAUGGGCAGAGUCAGUGCCAACUAGCAGAGCUGAUUGCCUUGAGGAAGUAUGAAAGGUUAACAUCUACACCGACAUCCGGUACACUUUGACCACGUCGCAUGUGCAUGGGGCAAUAUGCAAAAAAGGGGGGGUCUGUUAACCAAAGAGGGAAAGCAUCAAAAAUAAAGAUGAAAUUCUGACCCUUCUAAAAAGGUUGCCCAAGAAACUCGCCAUCAUCCAUUGCCUGGGGCACCGCAGAGGAGAUAGACCCAUCCCCAGUGGAAACAACCUGGCAGACAAAAGCACCCGGCAGAUGGCACGCCAUACUAAUGUAGUCUUUGCACAUGUACUGGUAGAUCCUGGAUCAAGACCCCUAUGAUGCGGUGUCUGGAUGGAUAGUAGAGGGCAGCAGACAGUAAAGUCAUCCUCCCUGAACACCUGGGAAAGAAGCUACUCAGCAGGAUUCAUUGAUCUUCUCAUACGGGAACCCAGAGAAUGCAGGACUUGGUUAGACAAUCAAAAAAAUCAAAGACAUACAACAAAAAAUUACUGACAUUACUACUAACUAUAAAGCCUGUUAGCUCACCAACACUGCAACCAACCCUCAAAAUCCUGGACUUGACUGAGAUAAGAAGCCUGGGGCCUACUGGGAAGUGGAGUUCACUGAGAUAAAACGUGGCAAGUAUGGUUACAGGCAUCUGCUAGUAUUCAUAGGCACUCUUUCCAGAUGAACUGAAGCCUUUGCUACCAAAUAUAAAGCAGCUCAGGUAGUAGCAAAGAAACCACUUGAAGACAUCCUGCUCAGGUAUGGCUUUCCAACCACGACAGUGUCAGAUAUUGGGCUACAUUUGGGGUAAAUCAGAAUUUAGCCCAUUCUGGGGAGCAAUUGGAAACUGCAUUGUGCACACAGAUCCCUGAGCUCAGGACAGGUAGAAAGGAUGAACAGAAGGCUAAAAGAGACCCUAACUAAAUUGACUUAGAGAUUGGCACAGAUGGGGUGGUUCUCCUUCCCUUUGCCCUAUAUAGAGUUAGAAAUUACCCCUACCAGAAGGGACUAACCCUGUUUGAGAUCAUGUUUGGUACAUCACCUCCCAUUACCUCCAAUCUCCAGGCAAACCUGUUAGCAGAUUUGGCUGGCCGUGAAAUCCUCGACGCUGUAUGGGGAAUCCAAUGGGCCACAAGGAGGUCUGACCUAAGUUAAGAGAGCUUUAUGAAUCUGGCGCCCCCUCCCCCACCCCAGUCCCACAGAUUCUGGCAGAGACACCGGACGAAGCCUUUGGAACUCAAGUGGACAGGACCCUAUGUAAUUCUGCUGACCACACUGACCGCACUCAAGGUCCACAGUAUUGCUACUUGGGUCCACUACUCCUAUGCCAGACCAUCAGAUCCUUUCACCUUAAAGGAAGACUAUCAGGGUAAUGGAUGGGAAACAUCAAGAGACUCAAGGAAUCAUCCCCUCAAGCUGUGUGUGAUCCGGCAGUGGCAAUCAUCUGCCUCCUAACCGCAGCGGCGCCACCAGCUCACAAAAAAGUCUGCGUGUACCCUGGAGACUAACAUGGGUGAUCACUUCUGGAAAUGGUGAUCAGACACAUGCAGCCUCAACAGAGGCCCUGCAUGACCACUGGUAGCCCGACCGAUGACUUAUUUUUAUUUUGUAUGUCAGUAUUUAGCCUUCAUAUGUGCAGUGCCUGCAGAGUCCAGAGUUACAGAACUGUGUGAGCUGCCAUAUGGGUGCCGGGUAGUGAACGAAGAUCUUCCAAAGAACAACCAGUGCUCUUAACUACUGAUUCAUUUUUCCAGUGUAGACAGAAACAGCCAAAGCAGCUUCUUUAUUAACCAAUGGUACAUGAAUGAGCAUAUUCACAGCAUACAGAGGGGAAUCCCACAUCCUUCCAGUCUGGUUUUCACCAUUGAGACCUUCUGGAAUAAAGUAUUUCUUCCUUUUCUUUCCUGUGUUGUUGUUUUUGAGACAGGAUCUCAUUGUGGCUGUGACUGGCCUGGGGCUCAGAGAGGCCCACCUGCCUCUACCUCCCAAGUACUGAAAUAAAGGAGUGCACCACCACACCUAAUACUUCCUCCUUUCUUUUAAAAAUAUUUUCAUUUUAUUUUUCCACUUAUUUAUUUUUGAGGCAGCAUCUCUAUAUACAGCCCAGAUUGGCCUUGACCUCACUCACAGUCCUCCACCUCCAUCUAUGAGUGACUAGGAUUGUACCAUGUCCUGUCAUGCCUGUCUGUCAGCUGCUUUGCCCCACUGGACGCUAUGUUGAAUCCUAGCCUUUUAUUUUUAUGUAUGUAUAUAUAAUUUAUAUUUGUAUACAUAAUUUUUCAGUCUUCAGGAAUUUCAUAUAUCUACAUAAUGUGUUUUGAACAUACCGAGUAGUAUAUUUCUUUAGUUUCUCCUCCAUUCCUGUUUUCUAUUUUAUUUUUUUAAUUUAAGUUUCCAACAUUAGGUAAUUUAUGCUUUUAUCAUUUUGUAUUUGGAUCCAAGGUCAGCAAUUUUUCUGUAAAGGCCAGACUGUAACUUUAGACCAGUGAUUUUUCAACCUUCCUAAUGCUGCAACCCUUUAAUACAGUUUCUCAUAUUUUGGUGACCCCACCAUAAAAUUGUUUUCAUUCCUACUUAAUAACUGUAGUUUUGCUGCUGUUAUAAAGUAUAAUGUUAAUAUGUGUUUACUGAUGUUUUUAGGUGACCUCUGAAAAUGGGGACACUGCUUGAGCCAAUGACGAGACUGAUGCAGACUCUGACUGUAGGCUGACGCAGACUCUUGACUGUAGGCUGACGCAGACUCUUGACUGUAGGCCGACGCAGACUCUUGACUGUAGGCCAACGUAGACUCUUGACUGUAGGCCGACGCAGACUCUGACUGUAGGCUGACGCAGACUCUUGACUGUAGGCCGACGCAGACUGACUAUAGACUGACUCAGAUGGUGACUAUGGACUGACGCAGCUGGUGACUGUAGGGUGAUGCAGGCAUUGACUGUAGGUGACGCAGCUGGUGACGGUAGGGUGUUACAGGCACUGAGUGCAGACUGAAACAGACAGUGACUCUGGGUUUCCUGAGCAGUCUAUGAGCUCUAAGACGUCUCAGUUCUGUACUUAGGGAGAACACAGCUGCUACAGCACACAGUGCAUCAGUGCUUCAAGAAAACAUCUUUUAUAACAUUCAGCACUGACUAGAUUUGGCCUAUGGGCCUUAGUUUGCCCAAACAUUUAGAUCUCAGCCUCUCAUGCUCCUGAGAGCCUCGGCCUCAAGUCUAGAUUGUUUGUUGCCUCCUACUCCUCCAUGUGACCUAGGGAUUCUGGGGUUCAGAGGACUUGCUGUACUGGUUGAUAUAGUAUAGUUUUAAACAGCACAGACAGUAGCUAGGUGCGGUGGUGCACUCCUUUAAUCCCAGCACUUAGGAGCUAAGUCAGACAGAUCUGAGUUCAAGGCCAGCCUGGUCUCCAGAGUGAUUUCCAGGAAAGCCAGAUCUUCACAGAGUAAUACCAUUGUGAAAAACAAAACAAAUGAAAACAUUUAAACAACAUAGGUUGCCUCUGACCUUCCUGCUGGUGCCCAGGAGUUGCCCGGUUUUUAUAAAGGUAUGAGAGCUUGCUUCCAGUAGUCUGCGUGUGGUGAUAAAGGGUUGCAUGGAACUUCACAUCCUUGCUGUCCACAAGCCUGCCUUGGCUGAGGUCCAGCAUCCCACCCCGUCAGGUUUUUGACUUGUCAUUGUCAACUAACAGAGCAGAAUACAGUCAGUGGGCUUGGAGACAUUUUUGUAAGAGCGCUGAAGGCCAGGGACUGUUGGUCUUAGGGUAUACUGCCUGAUUCUCUUCCUAGAACACAUCUGCUCAGUUGCAUUCUUUGUGUGUCUUUCUGACUCGUUAUUUCUCCUGAAGCAACUGCCCAGUCCCUGGUUCAGACUUUUAAAUAUCAAAAUAGCAGGAAAUACCACAUCCCCUUAUUUCCCACUGUAUAUAGCAGAAUUAUGCCAGAGUGAACAUAAAAACUAGUCACCUACAGAAGAUAUUGCUCUCCUCCCCUCCGUCCCUUCCUUCACUGUCCCUCUUCACUUUUCGUCCCUCCCCUCCCUCUUCCCUUCAUUUUCUUCCCUCUCAUCCCUUUCCCUUCCUCUUCUUUUCCUGUUUUCCUUUAAUAAGCACUUUAACAUUUUUCAUGUGGAUGUGAACUUUUAAAACACCUUCCUUCUCCCUACACGUUGAACGUUUGUAUGGUGGUAUCCUUGACCUAUGUACUAGCAGUUUCUAUGCUCAACUUUCCAGUGAAGCGAGGCAGGUCCAAGCGCUUUAUAAUGCCGUCUCUCGGUGGUAUAUUUAAAAUUAAUUUAUUCUUUGACAAUUCCGUGCGUAUGUAUAAUACAUCCUGCUGGCAUCUCCUCCACCCUUCCAUCCUUUUCCCACUACUGCAAAUCCCCCCUCCUUCUGUUGGGCCCUAAAGCCCCACCAAGGAGGAGGUCUCCCCAAGAGACACUCUCACCGUGGUUGAUGCAAUAGCAAGAGGAACUUUUAUUUUAUUGCCGCAGCAGAGGUUCCUCAGCCUCGAGAGGAGAAGGACCCCUGCUUUGUCUAUUACAGGCUCUUUUAAAGGAGAAAACCACAGAAUCAAGGGGGGUAGUACAGAAUCAAAAGGGAGAGUCCAGAAAUCAUUUGUCAACUAUUUUGACUAGUUCAUUCAAUGGUCAGCUAACUAGUUGAUCAAUGCUAUGGCGGUUGCUGGGUUGGUUGAACAAGGAAGAACACUCGCAGGUCAUCUGCAGGUCAUCUCACCCCAGUUCCAGGGUCUGGGUCUAUUGAAGAAAGACUACAAAGGGGAUGGAAAGUACUCAAAGCUCCAGUGCACACGUGAUUGGUUACCAGGGUCCCGGUUCCCAGGAAGGGAGGUGCAGUAAGCUGAGGUGCCCCAAAGUCUUUUGCUUCCACCAAUUCCCUCCUCACUCUCUCAUGUCUUUUUAUUUUGGUUUUGCUUUGUGGCCCACUGGGUUCAACCAGAGCUCCCCCUGUGAGCAUGGGUGUGGAGCUGUCCUCUAGAACCUGAGAGACUCACUGGUUGCUGUAUCACCUGAAGACAAUCACGUCUUUUCUCCUCAGAGCGCACAGGUGCCUCUAGUUUGUCUAGGGGAACUGGGACCCACGAUGCAUCUCCGUCUGUGACUGUUUCUUUCCCGUGUCUUGUUCAUUCCCUUUUCAAGUGCAGUGGUUCUGCGUCCGUGCGCACCGCAGUCAUGCCAUGCUUGUAACAGUGCUCCUGGCCUUCCUCUCGGUGGUCUAGCACUUGCAUCUUUUGCCCUCUUUUCGGUAGUGUUCUGGGAGCCUUACAGGAAUAUGAAUGUCCCAUUUAAGGCUGAACAUUCAAUAAGCCUUUUGUUCUCAUCACCCUGACUUAGAUUGUUCCAAAGAGAAGUUUCCUUGGUCAAGGCUAACGACAGUACUAACCUUGAGUCCUCUCUGACCUGUUCCUAGCUUCUGCAACCUCUGCUAGGUCUCCGAGCACCUGGACAUCCCACCCCGAGUCAAUGGAAAAUGACUUGCGAUAGAGAAGGGACACAAACACCUUCCUGUCUUCAUGGUCAACCUUCAUAUCAACUGUGCUUUCCUAGCUGAAGGCCUGUCCAGUUCAUGUCCCCCUCCGCACCGUACCUGGAUGCCAUGGUGGAUUCUUUUGUUGAUUUUAUCUUUUGAGACACAGUCUCAUUCAGUCAUUCAAACUGGACUGCAACUCAUUUUGUAGCCCAGGUUGACCUUGACCCACAUGGCAGUCCACUUGUCUCAGCCUCCUAAGUGCCAGGAAUGCAGGCAUGCACACCUGGCGUGCAUCCGCUCAGUUUGUGCUCAUAGGUCAUUAUUGUAUAGUAAGCCAACCUUUGCUGCUGCUGAUUCCCUUGGCAAAGAUUGCUCUGUGGCCAAGAAAAUCUUCCUCUUUCUUACGGCAAGGAAUUUCAGAAUUUCCCUGUGUCUUUAUCUUGUGUCCUGGAGCCCGUAAGCAAUGACUCUGCUGGUUCUUUGUCCAGUAAACACAGAGUGAAGGAAGGUGCGGGAGUGCAGGCUGCAUUUCUCAAGGGCACUGGUGCUGGCUCGUGCGUAUCUAGGAGUUCCACAAAAAGCUUAUAAAGGUCUGUGCAAACCCACAUCGUGAUCACCCUGCAGUCUGCCCUCUGCAUAGCACAAGGCCAUCCACUCGGCUCUGCUUUCUCUGAGAAGCAGAGACUUCCUUUCCACAUUAUGGUCUCCUGAAUUCUCAGCCCAGGUCACAGAAGUCUCGCAUACAGAACACGUAUGAGGAGCACAGGGAUCUUGUGAAUGGUGAAAAUAUGUGACGGUGUGACCUAAUUUCACUGGACCUGAGGGACACAGAAUAUGUAUGAAGACUGAAAUUAGCAUGCACAUGCUUGUGCAUGUGCGCACACACACAUAUGUGUACAUAGGUCAUUUUUUUUUUAAAUAAAAAAGCUAUGAGACAGGGGCAGUAGGAUGGCUCAGGGGAUAAAGAUGCUUGCUAGCCAGUCCUGAGUUCUCUGAAAUCUAUGUAGUAAAAGCAGACAGCCAAGUUCUUCAGGUUGUCUUUUCUCUUUCCCAUGUGUGUCGUGGCGUGCACAUACCCAAGCAAACACACGAGUAAAGAAAUAAGCGUAUUUUAAUUUAGCUUUUGUUUGUUUGUUUUGAGAUCUAGCUCCACAGCCUCUGCCACCACCUGGAGUGUUUGUUUAGAUCUCCUCUUCUCUGGCUGCUUGCUGUGCAAGGUUUUUGUGUGCAUGAAUGGGGAAGCUGAAUGGAACAGAAAAGGCAAGGCUCCCGCUGUGCAGAGUUGGUGGUGACAGUCACGCCGCCUGUGUUCAGUGGUGGGCAUUCGUGCAGACCGGGGCUGCAUGGAGUGGACCCCUGGCAGCAGGGUCCAUAACGGGGAUUGUUUUCUCCAACUUCUAUGCCUUUUACUCAGCCCUCAGCUGCCCUUGCACUCUGUAGUGGCCUAGAAGCCCCACAGUGCCUGAUGCGUGCACAGAGGGUUUAUGCCAUUGAAGGCCUGAGGGACCAAGUCAGGUACCUCUUCUCUUGUGGUCUGUCAUGGCCAAGGCUGCUUCCUGGAAAGGCCAUGUGGCCUCCUCCCCCAAAAUGUGAAGGAGUAUGUAGACUGUGCACCUGUUGGCGUCCGCAGGGUCCCCAGGGUAUAUCUGUUUGUUUAUAAUGGCUGGGGAGAGGAUGGUGUCUGACCCUGCUUCGCUGCUCUAACAUUGCAGAAACUAAAGGUAUCAGAUGAACCUGUAGAAGCCAAAGAAGAUUACACUAAGUUUAACACUAAAGACUUGAAGACUGGCAAG
This is a messenger RNA of Alexandromys fortis (reed vole), 11326 nucleotides long. It is a transcript of the gene Rnaseh2b, whose product is annotated as ribonuclease H2 subunit B. The record is from RefSeq and is a predicted model, not a curated record. The coding region runs from base 89 to 1546 and encodes 485 amino acids. NCBI's taxonomy places the organism in Eukaryota, Metazoa, Chordata, Mammalia, Rodentia, Cricetidae. The transcript has 10 exons. Gene Ontology annotation, cellular component: nucleoplasm; ribonuclease H2 complex. Gene Ontology annotation, biological process: virion assembly; RNA catabolic process.